ACUCAAUCCACUCCAGGCUCUCCUCCCUCCGCAUCUCUCCCUUCAACGUCUCUCUUGCCCAUCUUUCAUUCCCAGGAACACUCCCGUAUUCAUAAUGGCAAGGCUGUAUAUGUUCCUAGCCAUUAGUGCCGCGCUGCAUAUAGCCGUCCAAGGCGCUCCUACUACUCCUGCUCAGAGCAUUUGCAAUACUCCACAGUGCACUCAAGUCGCAAGUAACAUCCUCAAAGACUUGCGCCCCAACGUCGAUCCGUGUGUUGAUUUCAGCGAAUACACCUGCGGUGGAUUCUACGAGCGCGAGACCAUCCCUAAGGAUACAUACAAGUUUGGUUACUUCACCAUCCUGCAGGAGGAGAACAAUGAUAUCGUUCGCUCCCUCGUCACGGCAAGCGACCCCAGUGCUCCUAAACCUAGCAGAGACAACGGUGCAGAGAAGCGUCUUAUCCAAAAGAUGCAGAGCUACUACGCCGCAUGCAUGGAUGAGACCACGUUGGCCAAGGUCGGUCGCAAACCUCUCGUAGACCAGAUCCAAAAGCUACUCCAUGUCUAUCCUGUUGCAAACUCUGUUCUUCAAGGAAAGAGCCCCACGACACCUAAUGGAGCUUCGCCUGACACUGGCAAGAAGGCACUGUCCACCGUCAUUGGUCAGGCUAUUCGAAAUGGCCUGAAUACAUUCUUCGAGUUCUACGUCGACAACGAUGUCAAGAACCCGGACCGUCAUGUGAUGGUCAUCUACGAGUCUGGUUUGAGUCUUUCUGGGGGACAAUACUCCAAUCCAAAUGUGACCAAGGUCUACGAGAGGGUCAUUGCAGAGAUGUUUUACCUGGUCCAGGGAGACGAGCCCGCUAAUAUUUCCAGGGUCCCCGAUGUCUGGAAAGAAGUCGCCAAGGACGUGCUCGCGUUCGAACAGACCCUGCUUGAGCUCACAUCCGGGUUGGAGAGUCAGGAUCCCGAAGACAUAUACAAUCAUCCUUAUUCUUUCGCGGAUCUUACUAAGCGCACGCCCUCACUCGAUUGGGAGGUCAUCUUCAAGAACGCGUUCCCGAAUGAUGUCAAGGCCCCCAAGGAGGUCUUGCUCAAUGCUCCAGACUACCUUAACAAGUUGAACGCCCUUUUGGAGAAGACUGCGCCCAGGGCCCUGCAGAACUAUUUCGCCUGGAAUUUGAUUCGCACGUAUGGCAGCAACCUUGACACUAAGCGCCGCAAGCCCCUUGAGGACCUCAGUGGCUCAUUGAGCAGCUGGACCGCAGCGAUCACCCGCACCAAGACCUGUGUGACCCUUGUCAACAAGUAUAUUUACGACAUCACCGGCCAUUACUUUGUCCAGGCCACGUUCCCGAACAGAUCACGUACCAAGAUCAAUGAAGUCAUCGACACCCUCCGCGAGACCUACGUCAAAAGCUUUGAGUCCUACGAUUGGUUGGAUGACUACACCCGAAAAGGCGCCCUCAAGAAGAUCAAGGCGAUUGUCCAGAAGGUUGGCCAAUCAUCCAGCGGCCCCAACGACAACUCUAUCGCGUCCUUAGAUAGUUUUUACAAGGACCUCAAGGUCGAUCCCAAAGACCACUUUGGAAACCUAGCUAGAUGCAGUGCUUUUGAGACUCAGAAGCAGUUCCGACAGCUGCACAAGCGCGUCGACAGGAAGCACAUGGACAUGAGCGCGCAGACCGUGAACGCAUACUACAGCGCAAACACAAAUGAUAUCAACAUUCCGGCUGGUAUCCUGAGACCCCCGUUCUUCCACGUCGACAACCCCGAGUACUUGAACUACGGGUCCAUUGGAAGCGUCGCUGGACACGAGCUGACCCACGGAUUUGAUAACGACGGGCGCAAAUAUGAUGCCACUGGAGCUUUGAGAAACUGGUGGUCGAAUUCAUCGAUCGCAGCGUUCGAUAACAGAACGUCUUGCUUUGUGAAGCAGUACAGCAACUUCACUCUCACGGACGACAGGGGAACGGUGCUCUCGGUCAACGGAAAGCUUACUCUGGGCGAAAACAUUGCUGACAAUGGAGGCAUCAAGAAAUCGUUCGAGUCGUGGCAGAGACGUUACAAUUCCGACCCCGCCAGCAAGAAGUACAACAACCAAAGAUUGCCUGGUCUUGAGCACCUGUCUCCUCAACAGCUAUUCUUUAUCCAGUAUGCGCGUACAUGGUGCAGCAAAACACGUCCUGAAGCCGUCAAUAGAGAUCUUUCGAAUGUCCAUUCUCCCAGUAGGUACCGCAUCAUUGGCGUGGCCCAGAACUCGGAGUACUUUGCCAAAGCUUUCCAAUGCAAGUCCGGCACCCCCAUGAAUCCAGUCAAUAAGUGCAAUCUCUGGUAGAAGUGUCUCAUUGCAGAAGCUGACGAAAACAAAGGAUGUAGCAUACAAACGAAGCCAUGCAGGACAGGGUGCCUAUUAGAAUAGAAGAAUGCCCUCAAUACACAAAUUUUGUUCUACCAAACUGACGUUGAUAUCCG
Molecule: messenger RNA, 2454 nt
Organism: Gamsiella multidivaricata
Lineage: Eukaryota; Fungi; Mortierellomycota; Mortierellomycetes; Mortierellales; Mortierellaceae
Exons: 6
Coding region: 95-2317 (740 amino acids)
Biological process (GO): protein processing
Cellular component (GO): plasma membrane
Molecular function (GO): metalloendopeptidase activity
Source: RefSeq, a predicted model, not a curated record